This is a messenger RNA of Rhagoletis zephyria (snowberry fruit fly), 2147 nucleotides long. It is a transcript of the gene ENGase, whose product is annotated as cytosolic endo-beta-N-acetylglucosaminidase. The record is from RefSeq and is a predicted model, not a curated record. NCBI's taxonomy places the organism in Eukaryota, Metazoa, Arthropoda, Insecta, Diptera, Tephritidae. Gene Ontology annotation, biological process: protein deglycosylation. Gene Ontology annotation, molecular function: mannosyl-glycoprotein endo-beta-N-acetylglucosaminidase activity. Gene Ontology annotation, cellular component: cytoplasm.
UCAUUUCGACCAUCACAGCAUUUUGUAGUGUUUAGUGAUUAAAAGUUUUAUUUUUAUUAGUUUGUUUUAUUUUUAUAUAAAAAUUGUAUAAAUGCUGAACAUAUUAUUAAGUGUGUAAAUGCAAAUAUUAUUAAAGUAAUCUGCUAAUUGCAAGAAGGCGAAAUGAAGAAUUGUGAUGGCAGCGAGGAAUGUUGCAAUCAACUGGAAGCAGAGGCAAUACACUCCAACGAACAAUUGUUAUCCUUUGAGUUGAGAAGUAAGGACAUACAAUGGCAAAAAUAUGUAGCACCAUUAACACCUCGCAUUGCUCCUGUAUAUCUACAAAGACAAUUUCAACUGCUGAGCAAUUAUAGAGAACCAAUUGGAAAUCACAAUAGGCGAGAAGUUCUAGUCUGCCACGACAUGAUGGGUAAUUAUCUUGAAGAUCGGCAUUUUCAUUCAUCAAAGAAGUAUGAUGACUAUCGUUUUUAUCAUUGGGCCGGUAUAGACUAUUUUUGUUACUUUAGUCAUAAUUAUAUAACAAUACCGCCAUGCGGUUGGUUAAAUGCAGCGCACAAACACGGUGUACGUGUUUUGGGCACUUUCAUCACCGAAAGUGGACACGCUUCUUUAUUAAACGAGGUUUUGCAGUCAACAGAUAUGGUGGACAAGAUUGUCGAUGCCAUGGUGAAGCUAUGCAAACAUUAUUGCUUUGAAGGUUGGCUAAUUAACGUCGAAUGCAGAGUUAAACCUGAGAAUAUGGAAAACCUUCACUACCUCGUAGAACGCUUACGCAAUAGCGUGGAAAAGGAAGUGGACCACGGUGUGGUAUUCUGGUACGACAGCAUUAUUGAUACUGGCGAAUUAAGAUGGCAAAAUGAAAUUAAUGCCAAAAAUGUGCGUUUUUUUCAUACCGCGCAUGGUAUGCUAAUCAAUUACACGUGGAAUGACAAAAGUCUUGAGAUGACAACGGAAAUUUGCGAACGCUCACAAUCUCAAUGUCAACGUGCUUUUUUUGGCAUCGAUGUAUUUGGACGUGGUCAGGUUGCCAAAUUUCAGAGUAAACAAACUUUAGCACGCAUUGUGAGUCACCGUUUUUCUACGGGCAUUUUUGCGCCAGCCUGGACAUAUGAAACACUGCAAAUGUUUGGUUACAAUAUAAAACAACCCCUGGGUGAUGACAGCGUGAACGAUGCUUUUUUGCGACGCAACGAAAAAUUCUGGUGCUCUUUAUGGGAACAUAUAGCCACACAUCCCUACAGCAUAUUACCCUUUUAUUCGGACUUUUGUUUGGGUUCAGGAAAGCGCACAUAUCUAAACGGUCGCUCAAAAAGCAGCGGGAGCGGCAGUGGUGGAGGUGAUGGUGAACAGUUUUUUAAUUUAUCACAAUGCUCGCUGCAACCUUCAGUGCCGCUAUAUCAGCUGGCAGAACGUUUCUACGCCGAUGGUUUUAAUGGCGGAUCAUGCUUGCGCAUAUUACAGUACAAUAAUAGCUUUCGUGUUUUCGUUUCCGAUUUUCGAUUGCAAAGUGGGGGCUUAGUUUUCGCAUACGCUUACAAACUACAUCCAAAUGAUGGGGAAUUUGAUUGCAUAUUGCGUUUCUGCACUAGGAAUAAUGCACGUGAUUGCUAUCUAUUCAUGGGCGACUACUAUAAUACAACAAAUUUGCAAAAAGGACGCUGCUAUGUAUCACCAAUAAAGUCAAAAUACAAUGAUUUAUUGGCGAGAAAUACGCUAGAUACACCAAAAAUACCCAAAGAAUUUUCACUUCCAGAAAAUGCGCCAAAUGGUUGGCGUGUACGUUAUUAUGUAGUGGCGUUCGAUGGUGCAAUUCAAGUAAAGGAUAUUGGUGUGUUAUAUCGGCGAAGUACAGAAGCGACAGACACUGCCUACCUAGGAGCGGUUUACCUAAAUGAGUGUGAUGUGAAUACACUUGAAUUUCCACAAGAUAGCAAUAUUGCAUUGAUCCAAAUUUAUGGCGAUGAUUUGCUUAAUUAGCUUUUGAGAAGGUAAGGCUCAAUGGUAGUGUCAAAAGCUAGUUGACAACGCCCAUGACUUUUGCUUAGUUAGUAUUGUAUUUUUACUAUGUGCAUACAUUUACACGAUUUUGUAAACAAAUUUUAUACUGUUUUUACAAUUAAAGCAUAAAUCAAUCUAAUUUUAUUUAA